CAUUUGUUAACUAAAUAGUUAGCUUGCUAGUUGUUUCAGAGUCGGGCUACUUUUUAAUGUAUAUAGUAUGCUGACAAUAUAUAAAAAUCUUCAGACGUGAGCCCGAGUUAUAUGUUGAGUUGAAAGAAGACGUCAAGUGAUGAACCACAGACGUAUAUGUAUUUUUGUCUAAAACAGUGCUCAACUUGUUCGUCAUCUUCCAGUUUUGGUGGAUCUAACACUACCACUCAGCUCAUCUUCAAUAAAGAUGUCCAACCUCGCAGCUAAGUAUGACUACCUAGAGAAGCUGACCCGCAAAGUGUGCCAUUCUCAGAAUCAGGAAUCCAAGAAGAGCGCCUAUGUUCCAUUUCGUGGUGGCGGUGAAGGUGGCCCACCUAAGACGAAGCAAAAGAAACGGAAGCCUGCAAAAGGAAAAAAUGUCAGUGCAAAUGACAAGAAGCCAGCACCAAAGACCAUUAAAAAAACAGUGCAGAAACAGACCAGUGCAGUGGAUCAGAAUGCUACACAGGCCAAAGUUCAUAAUGGGAAUCAAGUAACCAUCCAACAGAUCACUAACGGUACAGAGUCAGAGGAACACUUUAAUGCAGUUGAUAUCUUAAGGAAAAGACUUCACCAGAAGAUUGAGGAAUCACGUGGGCAGGGCCCUCCCAAAGAUCCCUCCUCAGAGGAAGUGCAGAAAAGACGUGCAAAACGAAAACUGGAGAGGGAGCGCAAAAAGCGGAAAAGGAAAGAGUUCCGUAUGAAGAAGUUAGCGGAGAGUGCCUCCACAGAGGCGGAAGGAGAAAGUGCAACAACACAAACACCCACACAAGAGGAUAGUUCUGCAGCAAUGAGUCUUACAAAAAAGGACAUGAGCUCAGUAGUCUUCAACAAGGUGGAAGUAGGGGAGGCCUACGUGGACAAAGGCACGGCAUUGAAGCAGAAGAAAAGGAAAGUAAAAGGAAUGCUUACACCCCUCACAGGGAGGAACUACAAGCAGCUUUUGUCCCGAGUCGAGGCGAGGAAGACUCGUCUGGAGGAGCUGAGGGAGAAGGAUGAACAGAAAGCCAAGAAGGAGGAAGAGAAGAUAAGAUGGACCAAUGUUCUCUACAAGGCAGAGGGCAUGAAGAUCAAGGACAACGAGGAGCUGCUCCGUGCCUCCUUGAAGAGGAAGGAGAAGAGGAAGGCACAGAUAAAGAAGAAGUGGGCCGCAAGGAGCCAACAUGUGGUGGAGAAGAUGCAACAGCGGCAAGACAAGAGACGCAGGAACCUCCGGAAGCGCAAGGAGAGCAAGAUGGAGAAGCGUAAACAGCAGGCCAGGAAGAAAGGCAGGGUGCUCCCUGAGGAUCUAAAGAAGGCAGCUGUAUAAAGAAAGAGUGAUUUAAAAAAAGUGAUAACAUUUGCAUACAUUGAUGCAUCAGGACAAGGAUUCUUGAGUUAAGAAGCUUAAUUUCCACUGCAGAUUAAUCAUUUUGUCUUUAUUGAAAAUCUGAAAUUCAUAAAUCAAGACGCACAAAAUGUACCUGCUGAACCUGAGUGUUACAAAAUGGAACUGAUUUUUUUAAUCUACCCUUCAUAAUAUUUGUCCCCUCUUUUGAGUUCUUCUGUACAACAUUUUGGUUUUAAAUGUCUAUCUUUGUAGUGCAAAGUUGAUUUGAUAAAAAUAUUUGUGUGUGUG
Messenger RNA from Electrophorus electricus (electric eel), 1657 nucleotides. It is a transcript of the gene surf6, whose product is annotated as surfeit 6. The record is from RefSeq and is a predicted model, not a curated record. NCBI's taxonomy places the organism in Eukaryota, Metazoa, Chordata, Actinopteri, Gymnotiformes, Gymnotidae. Gene Ontology annotation, cellular component: nucleolus. Gene Ontology annotation, biological process: ribosomal small subunit biogenesis; ribosomal large subunit biogenesis. Gene Ontology annotation, molecular function: DNA binding; RNA binding.